AUGUCAGCCACCGAAAUCGACACUCUGUGGCGCUUUGCCUUUGGCGAAUCAGCUAUCCGACCCCUGCCCUACAGUUCGGAAGAGCUGGGCGACGAUGGAUGGCGACCACUGACGGAUCCGCAAAAUUUCAUCCUGAAUCUGGCCAAUCUGAACCAACAACAACUCUACGCUGCGAGUGCUAACAAUCAACUUGCCAUGAUAGACGCCCAGAAUGAAUACCUGGAGCUAGAACGCCACAUCGCCAACAUCAAGGGCAAAGAAAUCACCAAAAACCCCAGAGAUCUCCCGGCACCGGAUGUCUUUGAGGAAAGGAAAGAAGCGGCGCUGUACGGUUACAAGUAUGAUGCCAAUCGGCCAGCGCUUCUCCAUGCCGGCAUUCCUGGUCUGAGAUCUGCCGAUGAUCUGACCGAGAGGGAAAAACACGAUGUGCGCUUGUUCCAAGAACCCUUUGAGCAAGGCGGCUUUGUGCCCAAGGAGAGAGAGUACAAGGCCAAGCUCGCCAAAGCCAAAGAUCCCCGAAACGUCGACGGCUGGAUCCCCGUCGAAAAGGACGGCAAGCUCCUCAUUCCACGUCAACAAACUCACCAUGAAGAAUACAACAUCACAUAUGUUAAGCGCAAUGUGGAUGAAAAUGGUGAGAUUAUUCGACCUCAAUCGCCCGAAGGUAGCGAAGUCCCUGGUGAAACUCCCGACAAGGCCGUCAACAAACGGUUGACCAGAACUCGCUUUGAUGGCAAAAAGUUCCCGCCCACGCGAGACGUGUCGGAGGCUCCGUCGACAGCUUCUACUCCAAAUGGCAAAAAACGAGCAAGCCCCUCAGGAGCCGACACCAGGGAAGAUACGCCUACUUCGAAACGCCGGAAGAUCCAUCUUACCGUCAAUGGUGGCGAACAGCCCAAACCGAAGCAUCCGAAUCAAUAUACCAAAGCAAAGGAGAGAGAAUUGGCUUCGACCACUCAAACCGCCCCGGUUCCAGCUAGUGUCAAACCCGUAAUGCCGUCAUCAUCGUCAUCGUCCAAGCCAACAUGGCGGGAGUUGUCGCCCAUGUCGAAACGCACACACAAGUGGACAGACCCGGACUUGAUUGAGUCGAUCAAGGAAGAUCACUCGUGGUUGCAUGAUGACCCCAAAAGGGCAGAAGAGUGGAAGCACAAGCUCCUCAAUGGCAUCAAUCCAGUUCGAAGCCUGAGCAUGCUGCUCAAAUGGAACUACUGGCAAGUGACCAACCAAGCCAAGAGACCGCGGGCGAAAAAACAGGCGGCGGAGCCAGAAGAAGCAGUCAAAGAAACCGAGGACUCCAGCGAGUCUCAAAAGCCGAGACGAAGGGUGACCAAGCCCAAAAGAGCCGAGGACAGCGAGCGAUCAACACCUGCAACGACGCCGGCGCCAGAAGCCGUCAAUGGCGUGGCAACACACGCGCCGAAGCUGGGAGUAAACACACGAGCAACGAAGUCCUUCCGGAGAGCACCUGGGGCGGAAAACGCCACUUUCAGAGACAAGGACUUGGAGCAAGAUAAGCGCAAUGGCACGAACAGUGGAAAACAGGCAGGUACAGAGAUGGAACCAUCAUCAAGAGGAGAGGAGGUGGCGGUGGACAGAAAUGGCAAAGACCUGAACAGUCACGCAUCAUCAACCAGAAGGCCAAGCAUGAAGAGAGAAGAGAGCGACUCGACGAUUGUGAUCAAGGGGAAUGCCCCAUCGACAAGGCGAUCGCUACGGAAUACACGGAGAUCCAGUGGCUAA
This is a messenger RNA of Fonsecaea pedrosoi CBS 271.37, 1743 nucleotides long. RefSeq lists its product as uncharacterized. The transcript has a single exon. The record is from RefSeq and is a predicted model, not a curated record. The coding region runs from base 1 to 1743 and encodes 580 amino acids. Lineage: Eukaryota; Fungi; Ascomycota; Eurotiomycetes; Chaetothyriales; Herpotrichiellaceae.